Molecule: messenger RNA, 4054 nt
Organism: Scatophagus argus
Lineage: Eukaryota; Metazoa; Chordata; Actinopteri; Scatophagidae
Gene: nfil3-4
Product: nuclear factor, interleukin 3 regulated, member 4
Exons: 2
Coding region: 2333-3079 (248 amino acids)
Biological process (GO): circadian rhythm; regulation of DNA-templated transcription
Cellular component (GO): nucleus
Molecular function (GO): DNA binding; DNA-binding transcription factor activity
Source: RefSeq, a predicted model, not a curated record
ACGCGGGGUAUUUCCCACCUUCAAAAAAGAUAUUAAUAGUACGUAAUAUCUCUCUGCAAAAUGUUUCUUCGGAAAAAAAGUAUUCAUUGUUCAUUCUCGCAGCUUGUGCUUAUUCAGGCUUGUAUUCAUGUUGCACGCAGCAACACAGGUGUACAUGAAGCCAACACGGUGGUCGGACGGUGUCAGAGCCUUUACGUUUCUGCAUGCACCGCAGGGAAAAUCCAGCCUGCUCACUUUCACUGCCACCAUCAAACACGUUUCAAUAAAACAGUAAUCCAGGCUGAUGAAUUAUUACCAAGUUCAGCUUCCUGCUGUGCUUUGGUUCGUUCGUUUGGUUCAAUCUUAACUAAUGUUGCGGGGGGGGGAGGUUGCUGCACGCGGUUUUCUUUCUCCUGGUUAUCACGUUAAGACUGUGGUGGCCCCGCACAGUCUGUCAGCAUGCGUUCCCAAGGCCACCAGCUGAGGGCGGCACGACACAAUAUUGAUAGAGCUGCCUCCAUCCUGAUGCUGUAACGUAAUGAAGCAGUGUAUUGCUUACCAAAAAGAUAAAGUUUUUGAAACUGGUCUCUGUAUCCCCAGUAUGCAGUUUGUGUAUUUUUUUUCUCGUGGGGUAAGAGGCAAAAAAGCAGCUGUUGAAGAGUAAAUGAAGUGAUUACGGUUAUUUCUGCUGAUGUAACAUUUACACUGAUUUUACAGAAAAUAUAGGAGUUGCAACAAAAUUUGAUUUUAUGGCUCUGGUGCAUUAAUGAAGAAGUCACCUUAUUUUUUCCAAAAAGAUACAGAAGUCUGCUAAACAAAGCUUAAAAUUUUAUGCUUUGUGAACAAUGGUUCAUAAAAGAAGAUAUCUCAAACUUAUUUCCAUAGACUAAAACAUAAAAAUAAAUUGUACCUAAUUGUUUCUGCUCUACUUGCAAUUUUGCAAUAGGACAGAAGGAAGGUGAAGAUUUAAUCUAACUUCAUGGCUCAUCUUAACUUGAAAGUGUCACCACAAAAUCAUUUAUUUUUUCAACAAAAGGACUUUCUCACAAUUUUAUCCAUAAAAAACACACACAGGCGUCUUAAAUUUGAAAACUACUCGAGUAGACGUACAGCUUAGGCCGCAUCUUCUCAGUCAUGUGACGCAACAAAGGAGUCACAUCUCCGCAUGGACCUCUGGUGUGCAUUUCUUUUUUUAUAUAUAUAUUAACGGCCUUAGUGCAUCACAACAGGAAGCAAGAAUAUUACUUGUCUAAAUGUGACAGUGUCUACAAAUAGAAAUGGAGGUUGAGGUAAAAUUUCCAGCCAUGACGACACCAUGCUUUAUAAUUUCGAUUUCGAAGUUAAUUUCUUUUCUUAUGUACAAAAAGUGGUUUUGCAGCAGCCUGAGUGUACUGCAAAUAGCAGAUGAGUGGUGAGAGGACAUUAAAUGUGAAAAAGAAAAAAAAAAUUAGGUGACAAACACUUCUCUUUUUCUGUGAAUCUGAGGCGUCAAAGAUUUAACCUUCAUACAGGGAAAAAAAAAAAUCUGUAAUUUCAGUUUACUCCUCCCAGUUAUGCUUUGCUGUGAAUAUCUGUAAGACACAUAACUUUGUUGGUAUCUUUUCUCUGGUUGUUGUGGCUUAGUUUCUUGUACUACUACUAAUACAUACUAGUAUUACUAUGACCGUUCCUAUUACAUUUAAGUGUUUUCUGGAAAGAGGCAUGAGCGAAGUGCUUGAUAUGUAUAAGCAUGUCUGAGUGGAUGAAACGUGAUUGAAUACAAUACAACGCAUUGUAAUGUAGCUAGAAUACAGUGAACAUAGCAAUGCACUGCAAAGACAAAAAAAAUAUGGCAAAGUUCCACUUGACGAAUGAGAUAAUGGCGUGGCAUUACUCUAUUCUGGGGUGUUAAAAGCAUUUCCCUCUGCAACGCUAGCAUACAACAAUACACGUACACGCAAAAACGUCUCUUUGAAAUUGACAGCAACAUCAUACAAGCGAGAAGCCAGUGUGGGCAAGCCACCUACACCACAACACUAUUAAGAUCAAUGAGUGCACUCAGACAUUUUCCAUGUGACAACACAGGUGGACAGUCCAAAUUACAGGAAAACAACAGACAAAGAAUGAGAAAGCAGAAGGAGGGAGGUGAGCGGGCAGGACUGAAAUCAUCAAGACAUUAUCAGCCCCCCUCAGCUUAUUUGCGCAUCACUCUCAUGACACAUUCUCAAAGGAGUGUUAGCUGCUGUAAGUUGCAUAUUACAUUGGCGAGCACAGGAUUUCUCUGAAUUAGGUUGUUUACACCUCUGCAGCUGGGGGCUUUCUGUACACAACAGUUAAAGGUCUCGGCUGGUGGUCACUCAUUUUUCAUAUACCCAUGGAGUCCCUGUCUUCACCUUUUCAUUCACGGCAAGACAACCACACCUUACUCAUGGAAAAUGAACUGGUACAGAAGGGACCCCGUCGCAAAAGGGAGUUCAUACCUGAAGAGAAGAAGGAUGCUCUCUACUGGGAGAAACGUCGUAAGAACAACGAAGCAGCCAAACGGUCAAGGGAGAAGAGAAGGAUGAAUGACUAUGUGCUGGAGAGUCAUCUUAUGGCCCUGAAAGAAGAAAAUACCAGGCUUAGUGCUGAAUUAAUGGCCCUGAAGCUGCAUUUUGGCCUGGUCCACCCUGCAGCCUACACUGCCCACCACAAUAAUCACCAGCAGCACCAAGCCCACAGCAGCACAGCCAUGAGCACACAUCACCAGUACCUGCAGAGGGACUUCUACUGGAGUGGUAGAGAUCCUUCUGUUAUGCCAAGCCACCAACCAUCUCACCCUGUUUUCAUCCCUGCAUAUGCCUUCAAUAACAUGAGAGGCUAUUCAUAUUUUAACACAUCCAGUACUACUGGCUCUGGCCUCCUCACUCCCCUCGUCCUCCCUCAAAAUCUCUUGCCCGCCCGUUCAUCCCAUCGUGGAGCUCCCAUACUGAAGCCCAUUCCCACAAGAGCUGCCUCAGAUGAAGAGGAGGAGCAGCAGGUCCCAGGGGUGUUGUCCCUGCCCUUCCCUGCUCCACCACAGAAAAUCACCUCUAGAGGACACAGAAACUGUUCUCUACCAAAACAGUACAUGUCUGACUAAUAUAGAGGGGUUUAUCUAUGGUACAGCUGUUAUAUUAACUGAUAGACAAAUCGUCCAUUUCUCUUUAUGCACCUGCUCACACUGUAAGUGUCAGAGCUCUGUUUUUUGGGAGUUAAUGGUGCAUACUGCAAGAAGAACUGUUAAAGUGCACAGAGCGUGGAAACCUCAACACUCUCCACUUUUUGUGUCACAGUACACACUGACAGUAUAUGUUGGAUGAUGAACAUCGUACUUCAACCACAUUAAGAGUUUUUUGCCCAUAAAAACUAAAAGUAAUCCAAUCAUAUACAUGUUCACAGCAUGUCCUGCUGUGACACAAAUAUAGAAGUUACUUCAAAUCUUAUCUGUGUGUACUUUCUUCAACAUGUCAAAGUUCAAUGAUCAACAAUGGGUUAAAGCUCACCAUUCUCGCAUUAGAGGACUGCUCUUCAUUAAACCACUCUAAGCUGCAAAAGUGUGAUUUUUUUUUUUAAUUUACAUGUAUAAAUGCUGACUACAACUGUUACAGACAUAUUUUGUUGAUGGAUUAAUAUUACUUGGUGCUAAUGUACAUCUGUUAGCAGUUGUAGUCAAAAUCAGACUAAUGUAGUAUUACGCUCCUUUUAUCAUACAGUGAAAUGCAGCUGAAAACGUGUUAGAAUAAACUUGUAGAUUAUAUGCAACAACAUGGUUUCACCCGCGACUGAAAUUACCUAAACAAACUGUUGGCGACAACCUGCCUCUGAAUGGAAACAGUGAAUUAUGAUGCUGUAUUGCUUUGGUUUUCCUGUGUGGGCAGAAACCUUCACCUUCUUCCACAGUGUGUUUGACUCUUCCAGUCUGCCAGUAAGUUUGGAAUGACAUUGUUGUGUUUUAUAUAAUUCAAAUAAAAAAAUUAAAUUGAAAACAAUGUCUUAAGUGUCAGCUUUUACAGAUCAGAAACCCUGCAAAAAAGAGAGAAAGAAAUAUCUUUCUCCAUAACCCAGGAAAUGAUGU